Molecule: messenger RNA, 4670 nt
Organism: Trichogramma pretiosum
Lineage: Eukaryota; Metazoa; Arthropoda; Insecta; Hymenoptera; Trichogrammatidae
Exons: 14
Coding region: 1107-3995 (962 amino acids)
Molecular function (GO): DNA binding
Source: RefSeq, a predicted model, not a curated record
UGUGACAGUUUUGGUAUGUAAGCAAUAUAUUGUUCAGCUAUACUUUGCUGUACUUUUCUAUUUACAAUGAAUGAAUGCAAUACACCAAUGAGUUUGGGCCACGACUUUUAGGAGCCAUUUACGUCUUUUUUCCUGUCUAAAGUUUUUGAUUCUCCCAUUAAGUUUAUCAAAAUAUAUUUUGAAUUUAUACAUGAGAGUGAAUUUCCCUCAUUGUAAGUUGUUACGAAGCAAGGAACACACGUCUACUUUUUUUCAAUUCGCGAGUGUAUUGCGCUAUCGUUUAUUGUGGCUACAUAGUACAUACAUUAUUUAGCUUGAAUUUUUUAAACAUUUUGGUAUAUAUUGAUAAGCCGUGCGUAUUUAAGAUCAAAACCUGAAAAUAUUGUUUAUCUUUCUGAACAAUUACUUUUCAUGCGGGUUUAAUAUUGAAGAUGUACAUAGUCAAAAAGAACUGACAUACAUGAUCACGAAUGAUCUUUUUAUAUAACGUAAAAAAUUGCCAAAGAGUGAAAGAUCUAAAAUAAAAAAGAGCGUAUUAGUGCCUCUCAAUUUGGUCGACAAACUGUGCGCUACACCUUACAUUUCCAAUUCUCCCACUAUACACACGCGCAAGACAAAGAGUAUUGGGACGUGCGUUUGGGAGUGGGGACAUACGUCUAUCUCUCUCUCGCCUUCACGCUUGAUGCGAACUCGGUUUGAACGAUACGUAGCGUGUGCGUUGAAACAGACCCCUUCCACAACCAUCAGUUGACUCCUACUUGUCUUGACACGCAUAGGUAUUCUCAGUUAGCUCAGUGUUCUGUCAAUCAGUGUUUUGCUUCAAUCGAAUAUAAUAACAAAAGUGAAUAACGCGACACGUGCUUUUCUGAAAUUUUGAUCUGAAAAUAAGUAGUAGACAUACAUUUUUUCUUUAACAAAUCAAUCGUGAUAUCUACUAAGAGAGAAUAUUUUCUGUUCGCGAAAAUAUAUUCACGUGACUCGUGCAAAAAUCGUGUGUACUUUUACGACUAACAUUUGGCGAUUAUAGCAGCAAAUAGUUUUUCAUUUGGCGAGUCAAUAGGACGAUCUACAAAAAUAUUUGAGUUUCAUAAAGGGAACUAAAAAAGAUGGAAGUUUUACCCGGCAAACACGCAAAUACAAUAAUAUAUUAUUACAAGGGAUACUUAUACCACAGAGAUAAUAGAUCUGGGACUAUUUUCCGUUGCGCGCGGAGGCAAAAAGACGAUUGUGAUGCACGUCUGUACGUACAACAUCGAAACGAUAUUUUUCGUGAAGAAGCAAUAUGUCAAGCCGGGGUUCACUUCUGUCAAAAGAUGGAUGUCUAUGUACUCAGGCUCAAGUUUAUAAAAGAACUUGAAGAAUUGGCAGGAAGUUCAUAUGACGGCUUGAAGGAGAUUUAUGAUAGAUUGAAAUGUAAAGAGAUGUACACCCCGCUCCAAAAUCUGCGGAAUGUGAGGUUUGAUCUAUUUAAGCAAAAGAUGCUCAAGGCUCGCCGUGAAUUCGUCCCGAAAACGCCUGACACGUUGUUGGAGUUAGGGCAACUACUCAUGGAUUACCCUCCUUUACGAUCAUUCUAUAAAGGACAAGCUACAGCUGAUGAUGGUUCGGUAGCACAAAUUUUCAUUAACGAUGAUAUGUUAGCUCCUUUGAAUAAAAUUACCGAAAUAUUUUGUGACGGAACUUUUAAGAUUCGUUGUAAACAACCCAAGUGUGCCCAAAUUUUCACGUUGCAUUUCCGAAAAGUCGAUAUGGGAUUUCCAAGUAUAAUCUGCAUUACAUCAUCGAUGACGACUUCAAUGUACGACGCGAUAUGGAAGAAGUUGUUUGAAAUAAUUCCCGAUUUACAAAGAAAUAUACAAACGAUUCAUAUGGACUUUGAACGGGCACAAAUCAAAUCUGCUAAGAAGCAUUUUCCUAGUCCAAAACGAGUUAGUGGAUGUUUGUUUCAUUACAAACAAGCAAUCGCUAAAAAAUGGAGUCGAUUAAGAGUUCCUACUAAUUACAACUAUAUACUAGAAUAUACGUAUGCUUUAGCACACUUGCCUGCCCAUUUAAUCGGCGAAGGUAUGAAUGAAAUCACCAGUCUGAUAGAUAACUUAUCAGAAAAUUUACCAGAGCGUGUCAAACUGCAUAACUUCGCAUCCUAUUUGAGGAGAUUUUGGCUUCCUUUGGCCAAAGUUUUCUCUGUUUAUGGACAACCCUUCCGAACUAAUAAUACUUGUGAAAAUUUUCACUACCAUGCAACUAAAUUAUUAGGAGCUCAACCUAGGGUGUGGAAAUUAUUACAUGUACUUGAAAAAAUGAUGAAAAGCUAUGCGAUUGAUUAUGGAAAAGUGGCGAAAGGAGGACGUAUUCGAUCACUUAAUCUACCUGCCAACGAGCGUACUCUCGACCUACAAAUAAUUCAAGCUGAAGAAGAUUUGGCUAUCGAGAGAUAUACCGUAAGAGAAUUUUUAGGAUAUAUUGCAUCUUUGAGAAGAUUAGAUGUUGCGAGAACUAAUUUAUACUACGCUCAGCUACAGUGGUGUGGAAGAAACCGUGUUGUAGGUCGCCCGGAUCCAGAAGAAGAAGAGGAAGAAGAAGAAGAGGAGAUCGAAGAAAUAACUCAAACAGACAUACAAUAUAUUCAAGAAAAUUUGAAUGCCGAUAGUGGGCCAGGAGGUACUUUUGAAAUUGAAGUGGCUGAGAGAAGAGCAAGGAGAACACAAAUGAUUCGUAUUAGUCAAAAUAUGUCUGAUCCAAAUGAUAAUGCUCCAAAUCAACCGUCGACUGAGCAACAGUCAAUACCAGCAGGUAGAAUAGGGCGAGCUCGUACGAACGCGUCAAUUGCUCCCAGCGCGAAUAUAGAACAAAAUGAAGCAGCUCGUGAGCAAGAGCAAGUACCGGCUCGUAGACGAGGACGACCACGUAGGAACGUGUCAGUCGCUCCCAGCGAGAAUGUAGAAGAAAAUGAAGCAGCUGCUGAGCAAGAGCAAGUACCAGCUCGUAGACGAGGGCGACCACGUACAAACACGUCAGCCGCUUCCAGCGUCAAUUUAGUACAAAAUGAAGCAGCUGGUGAGCAACAACAAGUACCGGUUCGUAGACGAGGGCGACCUCGUACGAGCGCGUCAGCCGCUUCCAGCGUCAACGUAGAACAAAAUGAAGCAGCUGGUGAGCAAGCGCCAGUGCCAACUCGUAGAAGAGGGCGACCACGUACGAACGUGUCAGCCGCUUCCAGCGUAAGUGUAGAUCAAAAUGAACCAACUGGUGAACAACUACCAGUACCGGCUCGCAGAAGAGGGCAACAACCUCAUGUAAACCUCAUUGAUGCUCUUGAAGCUUCUACGGAUGAGGAAAAUGAUGAUGACCCAAGAAUAACGUCUACUGAUCACAAUAGUACUGAUGAAAAUAUCGGAGCCAUGGAUAACAUAGAGUCAAUUGAUAUUAAUGACAUUUUAACUACCGACGAGUCAGCAUUCAAUGCUUCAACUAUGCAGGCACCUUCUAUGUUGGAUCAAGAGAUGAAUGAAGUUGGAAAUGAGCGAAUUGAAAAUUUGGACCUGCAAAAUCAAAAUGAUGUUCGUUUUGGUGAACAAGAAGCAAAUACUUCUCCCAUCGCAUCAGCACUUGUUCUUGUCAACGCUAACGCAAUUAACACCAGGGAGGCAAAAAAUGACGACGAUUCAGGAAUCCCACGUAAAAAAAGGAGGCGCAAUCCGAGAAAAAAGUGUCAGCUACUAAGUUGCGAAGCAAAGUUUCGCGUCAGAAAGCUCGACUGUGGGCAUCGGUACUGUGUACCAUGCAUUCGAAAUUUUAUUUCGCGUUUUUGCCCACAAUGUCGAGAACCAAUUGGUAAUUAUCUUCCACCAGAACACAUGGGAGGAGAAAGAUGGGAAUUGGGAGAAGAUCAGCAAUUGGACAGAGAAUUCGCUCAUCAGGCUACUCGUGAGCGUAUAGAUCUCAUCAAUUCCACAAGGAGGCUUGGAAUUGACAUCGAAGAUUUAUAUCAAUAAUUUUUUAAAUGUUACAAUAAAAAAAAUGUUUGUAAAAUGUUAAAAGAAAAAAAUAGUAAAAAAAAUUAAAAAAUGUUUUAUUAUGUUAUAUUAUAUAACAAUAGUACUGUUUAUUAUGUGCCAAAUAAACUUUAUUUUUAAUAUGUAACUAACAAUAACAUGUUCAUGACUUUUCUCUCCCACAUAUUAGAGCUCAAACUUAAAAUUAAUCUUUUAGUAUUAAUAUAAUUAGAUGGAGAAGUCUUACGCGUUGCUCAUAUUUUACUUUGCUACAUAUAACCUUUUUUUUUCAUAGAAAGUCUUUAAGUUCGUGCCAAUGAUUAAUCCAGAUAUAAUACGAAUGAAACUGCUUCUCAUCAUUUUUUAAGUGAAAAAAAUUUAUUUAGAUAUUUUUUAUACUCAUUUUACUCACUAAAUUUAAAAAAUGUCUCCAUUGUUAGUAAAACCCUUUUAUCCAAAAGUUUGGCUGAAAAUUGUAAUGUUUCUAAAAAUAAAUCAGAAUUCUCUUUGCGCGAUUCCAGCAUCAUUCAUAACAUGUUCAUUAUCGAGAAAAAUCCAUCUAUUUUAACAGCAAUUAAAAUAUAUGACACUGGUCGAGUUCUAUUUAGAUAAGUCUCGAUACAGCCUUGUGCACAACAUAUAUGGGCACCUGUAAAAUUUCAUAUUCCACGUAUA